Durio zibethinus is the source of this 2426-nucleotide messenger RNA. RefSeq names its product isochorismate synthase 2, chloroplastic. The record is from RefSeq and is a predicted model, not a curated record. Gene Ontology annotation, biological process: phylloquinone biosynthetic process. Gene Ontology annotation, molecular function: isochorismate synthase activity. Gene Ontology annotation, cellular component: plastid. NCBI's taxonomy places the organism in Eukaryota, Viridiplantae, Streptophyta, Magnoliopsida, Malvales, Malvaceae.
AACUCACCGCCUGCUAAAAGUUCUGCUAAAAGUUCAACUCGCCGCUAAGACCUCUUUCUCUUUGUUUUUCUCUCCCAUUCUCUCUCCAGCAAUAAUGGCCGCCGCUGCGGUGGCGAGGCACUGCCUUGCUCGUUUCACGGAUUCAGAGACGACCAAAUGCACUCUCUCUUACUUCCAUCAUACUUCUUCCAGGCAAUCCAUCCAAGUUUUUUACAACAAAUAUCAGGUUUGUACACUAUCCAUGAAUGGGUGCCAAGGGGACUCCAAAUUCCCCAUAGGCACCAUUGAGACACGCACACUGGGAGCAGUUCCAUCUCCUGCAGUGGCCAUGGAACGGCUGAAUCUCGCCAUUGGAGAGUUGAAAUCCAACCUACCUCCCUGUAGCUCUGGCAUUAUUCGGCUGCAGGUACCCAUCCAGCAGCAAAUCGAAGCAAUCGAAUGGCUCCAUGCUCAGGACGAGAUUCUUCCUCGUUGUUUCUUCUCUGGUAGAAGAGGCAGAGCCAACGCUUCCAAUCUCUUGAUAGACACCAUCAAUGGAAACGGCUACACCUCUUUUGGCCAGAAUCUUGUAAGUGUCGCCGGUGUAGGCUCGGCGGUCUUCUUUCGACAACUUCAUCCUUUCUCCUAUGACGAUUGGAAGUCCAUUAAGAGGUUUCUCUCUUCAAAAUGCCCUUUGAUUCGUGCAUACGGAGCAAUCCGUUUCGAUGCAAGGGCCAACAUAUCAUCUGAAUGGAAGGCAUUUGGUUCAUUUUACUUUAUGGUCCCUCAGGUUGAGUUUGAUGAGCUUGAAGAAAGUUCCAUGCUUGCCAUAAUGGUUGCAUGGGACGAUGCGCUUUCAUGGACAUGGGAUGAAGCCAUUGAUUCACUUGAAGCUACAAUGCAGCGGGUGGCUUCGAUUGUUGUAAAAUUGAGGAAGGAAUCUUCCAAAGAAUUCAUCCUUAGUAAUAAUCACAUUCCCAACAAGACACAUUGGGAUCUUGCUGUAAAGAGAGCUUUGGAGAUAAUAAACACAAGCAACUCACCACUCAUUAAGGUUGUGCUUGCACGUAGCAGCAAGGUUUUAACUGCUACAAAUAUCGAUCCUAUCUCAUGGUUAGCAUGUCUGCAGGUUGAAGGAGAAAAUGGUUAUCAGUUUUGUCUUCAGCCACCUAAUGGACCAGCAUUUAUAGGAAAUACGCCAGAGCAACUAUUUCACAGAAAAUGGCUAAGCAUUAGUAGUGAGGCAAUGGCUGGAACCCGUGCUAGAGGCGGAUCCACUACUCUUGAUCUUGAAAUAGAGCAUGACCUACUUUCCAGUCCCAAGGACCAUCUGGAGUUUACUAUAGUACGAGAAAGCAUACAAAACAAAUUAGAGUCUGUAUGUGAGAGAGUUGCUGUUGAGCCAAAGAAAACAGUACGAAAACUUCGAAGGAUUCAACAUUUAUUUUCCCAAUUGGCUGGUAACCUGAAAACGGAGGAUGAUGAGUUUGAAAUCUUGUCUUCUCUCCACCCAACUCCAGCAGUUUGUGGAUUUCCCACAGAAACUGCACGCCUUUUCAUUUCAGAAACUGAACUGUUUGACCGAGGAAUGUUUGCUGGACCAGUUGGUUGGUUUGGAGGAGGAGAAAGUGAGUUUGCUGUUGGUAUAAGGUCAGCAUUAGUGCAAAAGGGUCUUGGUGCAUUGAUAUACGCUGGAACAGGGAUAGUAGAAGGCAGCAAUCCAACUUUAGAAUGGGAUGAACUAGAACUCAAGACAUCUCAGUUCACCAAGUUGCUUCAACUUGAGGAUCCUUGGCAAUCAAAAGUUGAGAAUUUGGAGACUAUCAAUUAAUAAGUUUACGUUCGGAAGACUGGGAUUAAGUAAAUUUUGUGGAAACAUUUCUGGUGUGCAUUGCUUCAAUUCAGGAUUGAGCGGCAGGACAAGCAACAAAAGAUAUGUUUUGGCAAAUUGUUUCAACUGAAGCUUCUGAUUUGUUUUACAUAGUUCAUUUAUACAUAGGAAACCUCACAGCCUGUUCCGCGUAAUCAUUGUAGAUGUAUCAUCAGCAACAUUACUUGCAAUUUUUCUUAUUGACAUAAAUUGAUUAAAUGUAAUUAUUCCUUCUACAGGUUGCUAGUUUUCUUGGAUAUUUCUCUGCAGUGGGGGAUCCAGAAUUUCUUUCAGUGGUAUCCACUUUUAUAAAAAAACUGUUUGACAUAUUUAUCAAAUUUAUGGGUGGAAAGGUAUCAAGGAAAGAUUAGGAGAGUGUUCAAAGGAAAGUUUUUCUUUAAAUUUUUUAUCUUUCAAUUUUUGGGGUGUCCAUGGACACUACUCCAAAAGAUGGAUCCGGCUCUGUUUCUCUGCAUGUAAAUGUUUUCUUCUUUCUUUUUUGUAUUUUAAUAUUUGACCAUGAUGUUAUGACCUGCUUGGGUUUAAGAUUAAUAACCAGGAUUGUAGUGUUUAUCUC